Messenger RNA from Suncus etruscus (white-toothed pygmy shrew), 1234 nucleotides. It is a transcript of the gene TSLIG3B, whose product is annotated as family with sequence similarity 98 member B. The coding region runs from base 2 to 1234 and encodes 410 amino acids. Lineage: Eukaryota; Metazoa; Chordata; Mammalia; Eulipotyphla; Soricidae. The transcript has 8 exons. Gene Ontology annotation, cellular component: tRNA-splicing ligase complex. The record is from RefSeq and is a predicted model, not a curated record.
UAUGGAGGCGGACGUGCUGGACACGCUGGAGGCGCUGGGGUAUAAGGGACCCCUGUUAGAAGAGCAAGCCCUUAGCCAGGCCACAGAGGAUGGAUUGUCAUCACCUGAGUUUUCUGAACUCUGUGUUUGGUUAGGCACUGAGAUAAAAUCACUUUGCAACUUGGAAGAGAGUAUCACUUCAGCUGGAAGAGAUGAUCUGGAGAGCUUCCAACUUGAAAUAAGUGGAUUUUUAAAAGAAAUGGCAUGCCCAUAUUCUGUGCUCAUUUCAGGAGAUAUCAAAGACCGUUUAAAAAAGAAGGAUGACUGUUUGAAACUUCUGUUAUUUUUAAGCACAGAACUUCAAGCUUUACAGAUACAACAGAGCAAGAAACAUAAAAACUGUCCAGUAGAUAAAAGUAAUGAAAUUCAUCAGGAAAUCCAAGCUAUCUGUGAUGCUGUUGGUGUAGCCAAGUCAACAACUUCUGACCUUCCGCUCAUGCUAACCCAAGUGGAAUCAAAGGUGAAAGAUAUUCUUUCCAAAGUCCAGAGAAGUCAUGUUGGAAAACCACUGCUGAAAAUAGAUUUAAAUCUGGAGCAGGCGGAGCAAUUGGAACGAAUAAAUGAUGCCCUUUCCUGUGAAUAUGAGUGCCGUCGACGGAUGUUGAUGAAGCGUUUAGAUGUGACUGUCCAGUCCUUUGGGUGGUCUGAUAGAGCUAAGGUAAAAACAGAUGAUAUCGCAAGAAUUUAUCAGCCGAAACGCUAUGCUCUGUCGCCUAAAACAACAGUUACGUUGGCCCAUCUAUUAGCUGCUCGUGAAGAUCUGUCUAAAAUCAUUAGGACAAGCAGUGGCACCAGCCGAGAGAAGACAGCAUGCGCCAUCAAUAAGGUGCUGAUGGGCAGGGUGCCAGACAGGGGCGGAAGACCAAAUGAAAUCGAGCCACCACCCCCUGAGAUGCCCCCGUGGCAGAAGAGACAAGACGGGGGUGGCAGGGGCGGGUGGGGUGGUGGCGGGGGCCGAGGGGGAGGAGGAGGGGGUGGGCGAGGCGGCUGGGGAGGUGGUGGAGGAGGAGGAGGCGGUGGAGGAGGAGGCUGGGGGGGUGGUGGCUGGGGAGGAGGUGGGAGAGGUGGCUACCAAGGCAGGGGGGAUUAUGGGGGCAGAGGAGGAGGCUAUGGUGGAAGAGGGGGCUAUGGAGGUCGGGGUUACGGAGAUCCAUAUGGGGGAGGAGGAGGAGGAGGAGGAUAUCGCCGGUACUGA